CUUGUACAUGCGCAUGCGUCGCCGCAUAGGCGGGGACAUGCCUCCAAGUACCCUCUCCGUACAUGGAUGGCUCUUGCUAGGGGCCACGAGCCCGCCGCCAUUGGCUGCCCGGGUCUUGCAUCGAAUCGACCGACAUGCCUCGCAUACAUUAGUACAUACAUACUUGACGAGAGCACGCUCACGCACAUACUGUACUUGUACAGUAGGGCACGGCCAGGGUCCAUGUGCAUGGGGCUACAGCGGGCGACUGCAGGCCAUUCAGGCGUCGUCUGCUUGUCUCUUCACCGCUGGCCAGCUACAUACAGAUUCCCGGCUGCGCUCCCUGCCGCUCAUCGGCCCUCAGACAUGCCGUUGUCUAUCUUCGACAUUCAUGCAUAAUCGCAGCCCUUGGCCCAUGUUUGAUAUGUACCUUGAGCCUUGAGUCACUUCACAUGCUCUGCCCAGCAUUCUCUGUGACCAUGUCACGAUUUCUCAUGCCCCUCACUGGCCCGGACCAAAGCCCCUCCCGAUCGCAGAUCCUUUGCGGAGCAAUAAUGCGUGCUCAUAGGCCUAUGAGCAUGAGCAUGGUAUACCUAUACGGAGUAAUACCUAUGCAGUUAUACACAUCCGGCACGUAUUCUGGCAAACAACAAUGCAUGCCUAGGUAGGUAUAGAAUAGAAUCUGCCAAGACAAUAUUGGCAUCGUCAGUUUGGCUGCAGUAUCACGUCGUUCAAAAAGCAAAUAUUUUCAGACACUACUUGGAAAGCAACAACGAUGAAAAGAACGUCAUUUGCC
Molecule: messenger RNA, 775 nt
Organism: Trichoderma asperellum CBS 433.97
Lineage: Eukaryota; Fungi; Ascomycota; Sordariomycetes; Hypocreales; Hypocreaceae
Source: RefSeq, a predicted model, not a curated record